AUGCUGGUAGACUUCUUCCUCAGCGGCCCCGGGGCCCGACCUGCUGAUACGUCUGUCACGCUCACCCUGAGAGGCAGCGAGAAUCGUUGCCUCAGACACUCAGGCGUCAGGCUCUCAACGUCUCACCCGGAUUUUGGAGGGGAGGUUCGAAGUCCAGAGUCUCAGACUCCAGCCGUAUGGUUUUUCACCUGCGGCUCCGAGCGUCAGAGUCCUCUCACGCGUGUGACGAGCCGACAACGCCAAAAUGUGACAAGUAUAAAUAUCAGCCAGCAGACAGCAUCAGGGUCACUUCACAGCUCGGUCCUGGUCUCAGUCGGAUCAACAAGAGACUCUGAGGCUCCACAGCAGGUUCAACACAUCAUGGCAACCCGUCAGUGCACCGUUGAGAUUGAGAAUAAGUGCUCUGAGUACACCUUCUGUAACCCGCAGGUGUUCACUUUCAGUGGAAUCUAUGAGAAGCCUUUGCCACCAACUCUUGGUCCCUCUGAAUCUUGCAGCGCUCUGUUCGUCAAGACUCCUCACGGAGCACGUGGAGCUGUUGGAGUCCUCACUUAUGAUCUGCAGAAUGAAUCAAAGAAAUGUGAUGGAAAAAUGGCCGUCAUGUUCUCCAUUCCUUAUGACUACUUCUGGUACCGUAACUGGUACGGAGUGGGAGUCUAUGACAUUAAUACAAAGUGUGAUAAGAGCCUUUUUCACGAGAUGUAUUACAACACAGAGAAAGGGUUUGUCAGAGCUGAAGCUAAAGACAGUCUGACUUACAGAGGUGAAGAUGUUAAUAUCGCAGUCACCAUGUCCGACAGUUGCACACCUGUCAUCAAGGUGCAGGUGUCUUCAGGUUCUUCCAAGCACCAUUAAUCCCAGUUGGCUCACUAAGACAGAAAGUCUCUUCUUUAUUUCAUCCUGUCACUUUUCAUUCUCUGUGUUAGUUUCUCUUUAUAUAUCUGCUGUCUGCUUAGAUGCUGAACUGUGUUUCUUUGUUCUGCUGCUGACCGUGUGUGAUGACAAUAAAGUGGAAUCUGAUCUACUAAAUAUUUGUGUGAUAAAACAUCUUACAGCAAGACACUGCAGGUGAAUA
This is a messenger RNA of Micropterus salmoides (largemouth bass), 1075 nucleotides long. Its product is annotated as DELTA-sagatoxin-Srs1a-like. Gene Ontology annotation, molecular function: channel activity. Lineage: Eukaryota; Metazoa; Chordata; Actinopteri; Centrarchiformes; Centrarchidae. Gene Ontology annotation, biological process: cytolysis in another organism; pore complex assembly; monoatomic cation transport. The coding region runs from base 1 to 855 and encodes 284 amino acids. The transcript is spliced from 5 exons. Gene Ontology annotation, cellular component: pore complex. The record is from RefSeq and is a predicted model, not a curated record.